Toxotes jaculatrix (banded archerfish) is the source of this 3234-nucleotide messenger RNA. RefSeq names its product E3 ubiquitin/ISG15 ligase TRIM25-like. Lineage: Eukaryota; Metazoa; Chordata; Actinopteri; Toxotidae. The transcript is spliced from 2 exons. Gene Ontology annotation, molecular function: protein binding; zinc ion binding. The record is from RefSeq and is a predicted model, not a curated record. Bases 221 to 3130 code for a protein of 969 amino acids.
ACCCUGUCAAGAUGUUUCCCUGUUCCCUCCCCUUCACAGAUCUGUCAGUAUGAGGAUGGGUGGAAAUAACUUGGUAUGAAAUGUGAGAGAUGAUAAGUUUCACUCACUGCAGCAAGUGAACAAGAGCAGAAGGAGCAGAGAUUCGUUUUCCUUCAGAGCACAGAGAUCGUUUCUGUUCAGAGGAAGUCAAACUGUUUGACAGUGACUCUCAGCAGGUAAAAUGGACGAAGCAAGAUUGUGCUGUUCCAUCUGUCUGGAUCUAGUGAAGGAUCCGGUGACUAUUCCCUGUGGACACAGCUACUGCAUGAGCUGUAUUAAGAGACACUGGGAUGAAGAGGAGGGAAGGAAAAUCCACAGCUGUCCUCAGUGUAGGAAGGUCUUCAUACCGAGACCUGACCUGGAGAAAAACACCAUGUUAGCAGAUUUAGUGGAGGAGCUGAAGAAGACUGGACUCCAAGCUGUUCCUGCUGAUCACUGCUAUGCUGGACCUGAAGAUGUGGUCUGUGAUUUGUGCAGUGGGAGGAAACUGAAAGCUGUCAGAUCCUGUUUGGUGUGUCUGGUCUCUUACUGUGAGAAACACCUCCAGCCUCACUAUGAUGUACCUCAGUUAAAGAAACACAAGCUGGUGGAGCCCUCUGAGAAGCUCCAGGAGAACAUCUGCUCUCGUCAUGAUGAGGUGAUGAAGAUGUUCUGCCGCACUGAUCAGCAGUGUAUCUGUUAUCUCUGCUCUUUGAAUGAACAUAAAGACCACGACACAGUCUCAGCUGCAGCAGAAAGGACUGAGAGGCAGAGAGAGCUGGAGCUGAGUCGACAACAAAUCCAGCAGAGAAUCCAGGACAGAGAGAAAGAUGUGGAGCUGCUUCAACAGCAGCUGGAGGCUAUCAAUGGCUCUGCUGAUAAAGCAGUGGAGGACAGUGAGAAGAUCUUCAUUGAGCUGAUCCGUCUCAUGGAGGAAAGAAGCUCUGAUGUGAAGCAGCAGAUCAGAUCCCAGCAGGAAAGUGAAGUGAGUGGAGUCAAAGAGCUUCAGGAGAACCUGGAGCAGGAGAUCACUGAGCUGAAGAGGAAAGAUGCUGAGCUGAACAAGCUCUCACACACACAGGAUCACACCCACUUUCUACACAACUACCCCUCACUGUCACCACUCAGUCAAUCUACACACUCAUCCAGCAUCAAUAUCCGUCCUCUCAGGUACUUUGAGGAUGUGACAGCAGCUGUGUCAGAGCUCAGAGAUAAACUACAGGACAUUCUGACAGAGGAAUGGACAAACAUCUCACUGACAGUGACUGAACUGGAUGUUUUACUGUCACAACCAGAGCCCAAGACCAGAGCUGGAUUCUUAAAAUAUUCACAGGAAAUCACACUGGAUCCAAACACAGCAAACACAUGGCUGUUAUUAUCUGAGGGAAACAGAAAAGUAACAGUAAUGAAUGAAGAACAGUUUUAUUCUCGUCACCCAGACAGAUUCACUAAAUGUUGGUUUCAGGUUCUGAGUAGAGAGAGUCUGACUGGACGUUCAAAAUUGUGCUGUUCCAUCUGUCUGGAUCUACUGAAGGAUCCGGUGACUAUUCCCUGUGGACACAGCUACUGCAUGAGCUGUAUUAAAAACCACUGGGAUGAAGAGGAUGGAAGGAAAAUCCACAGCUGUCCUCAGUGUAGGAAGAACUUCAUACCGAGACCUGUCCUGUUGAAAAACACCAUGUUAGCAGAUUUAGUGGAGGAGCUGAAGAAGACUGGACUCCAAGCUGCUCCUGCUGAUCACUGCUAUGCUGGACCUGAAGAUGUGGCCUGUGAUUUCUGCACUGGGAGGAAACUGAAAGCUGUCAAAUCCUGUUUGGUGUGUCUGGUCUCUUACUGUGAGAAACACCUCCAGCCUCACUAUGAAUCCCUGGCCUUUAAAAAACACAAGCUGGUGGAGCCCUCUGAGAAGCUCCAGGAGAACAUCUGCUCUCGUCAUGAUGAGGUGAUGAAGAUGUUCUGCCGCACUGAUCAGCAGUGUAUCUGUCAUCUCUGCUCUGUGGAUGAACAUAAAGACCACGACACAGUCUCAGCUGCAGCAGAAAGGACUGAGAGGCAGAGAGAGCUGGAGCUGAGUCGACAACAAAUCCAGCAGAGAAUCCAGGACAGAGAGAAAGAUGUGGAGCUGCUUCAACAGCAGGUGGAGGCUUUCAAUGGCUCUGCUGAUAAAGCAGUGGAGGAGAGUGAGGAGAUCUUCACUGAGCUGAUCCGUCUCAUGGAGGAAAGAAGCUCUGAUGUGAAGCAGCAGAUCAGAUCCCAGCAGGAAAGUGAAGUGAGUGUAGUCAAAGAGCUUCAGGAGAAGCUGGAGCAGGAGAUCACUGAGCUGAAGAGGAAAGAUGCUGAGCUGAAGAAGCUCUCACACACACAGGAUCACACCCACUUUCUACACAACUACCCCUCACUGUCACCACUCAGUCAAUCUACACACUCAUCCAGCAUCAAUAUCCGUCCUCUCAGGUACUUUGAGGAUGUGACAGCAGCUGUGUCAGAGCUCAGAGAUAAACUACAGGACAUUCUGACAGAGGAAUGGACAAACGUCUCACUGACAGUGACUGAGCCCAAGACCAGAGCUGAAUUCUUAAAAUAUUCACAGGAAAUCACACUGGAUCCAAACACAGCAAACAAACGUCUGUUAUUAACUGAGGGAAACAGAAAAGUAAGAUUUAUGAGUAAAGAACAGUCUUAUUCUAGUCACCCAGACAGAUUCACUUCAUUGUGUCAGGUCCUGAGUAGAGAGAGUCUGACUGGACGUUGUUACUGGGAGGUGGAGUGGAGAGGAGGAGGAGUUUAUGUAGCAGUCGCAUACAAGAAUAUCAGCACAGCAGGGAGAUCAAAUAAAUCUGCUUUUGGAUACAAUGACACAUCUUGGGCGUUAAAUUGUUUCCAAAACUUUUUUUCAUUUUUGUACAACAACAUCCAAACUCCACUCUCAGGUCCUCUGUCCUCCAGAGUAGGAGUGUACCUGGAUCACAGUGCAGGUAUUCUGUCCUUCUACAGCGUCUCUGAAACCAUGACUCUCCUCCACAGAGUCCAGACCACAUUCACUCAGCCUCUCUAUGCUGGACUUGGGUUUGGUUGGCCUGGAGACACAGCUGAGUUGUGUAAACUGAAAUAGAUAAAAGUCAUUGAAAGUGCAGUUUGUUAAAAUGUGUAUUUUAGUUGUUGAAGUGAUUUUGAUGAUUGAUUUAUUUAUUUGAAACAACAAAUGUUGUCUGUUCA